UCUUAAAAAAAAAAAAAAGAAAAAAGAAAAAAUGGGGUGGAGGUAGCAAGUGAGAGAGGGCAGUGGCAGUAAACUAAGAAAUGUUGAAUGCUUGCUCUUUGGCAAACACCAUGUGAGUAAAAUAAAUACUUAGGUAAUUUCAACCUAAUCUUCACAGGUAAGAUCCCAUUUUACCAAUGAGAGUACAGAAGACCAUUGAGAAUAACUAAGACAAGCCUCAUACCUGGUCAGAUGGCAGGUCCAGAUUGAGAAGACCUGGGAUUUUUCAGAAUGUGAUUUUUAAAAAAUUAUAAUACAUACAUGUUCUUUAAGAAAUAAAUGUCUUAGUUUCCAUUGUACUGUACACAUUCCCCUGACAAAACACCUGUCAUUCUCUUAUUUUAAUUGGUUAUGUCUCUCUCCUUCUACUAGUUACUUGUACAUAGGGACUAGGUUGCAACAUUCAUCUCUGAAUCAUCAGGGCCUAGUAUAGGAGUUGACCCUUGACUUGUGCAUUAAAGAUUUGUAAAAAUGGAAUUUCUGUCUCUGGCAUUUGAAAACAUCUGCACCCUCCACUCCUACUCCUCAUCUCUGAGUUUAAAAAAAAAGUAUAGAGUUGUAAGGGUUAUUAGAGAUACUCCACCUCAGUCCUCUCAUUUAUUUAAAGGGAGGAAUUUCAGGCACACACUGGAGAGACGAUCAUGAUGUACCCCAAAGCCCCAGUUGAUAGUAGUUAUUCUAGCAUUCUUGCCUCCUGCUUCUCAGUUCAGGGCUCUUCUUAGAAUCUGCAUGUAUACAUUCUGCUUUCAUUCAUUCAAUAACCCUCUGAUUCUCCUUUAUGCUCAGUGCUGAGGAAAUGCCACUUUCCUUUCUGCCUCCCUGAAUAAAUAUACAGCUGUGCUUUCCAGAAACCAGAAGAAAAAUAGCUUCCCAAGAGUUAAGACUUAAGCUAGAAAAUGAUCACUGAAGUUGGGUUUCUAACUGUUGUAUCCCAUUUUGCUCAUCCAGACAGUUACUUAUUAUUGUUGUUCAUUGGAGAUGAUAAGUGAUCAUUUGCAGGCCUGGGUAAACUGUUCAGGACCCUGAAAAUAAUCUCUCAUUGCUAUAGUUUGAUUUGGUGUGGUUGUUGAAAUGUGUGUUUUGCUUUUCUUUUUUAAAGAUGUAUUUGUUUAUUUGAGAGAGAGAGCCCACGCGAGUGUGCGGGGGGAGGGGGCAUGGGAAGGGGAGACCCUUAGAUCACAACCUGAGCUGAAAUCAAGAGUCAGAUACAACCGACAAAGCCACCCAGGUGCCCCUGUUUGCUUUUCUUAAUCAAAAGCAAACUUAAUCUGUAACAUAAUGUAUUCUGUAAGGUUAAAUUAAGCCGUGAGUUGUGCUUCCUUUUAGCUCAGACUAGUAAAAAUAAUUUGUACAUGAUGGUCUCCCAUGGCCUUGAGUGAAAUGUGGUGGAACGAUGAUUUUUCUUCACUUAGGUUGUGUUAGCUCUCUACUUUCAAAACGUUUUUGACUCUAGCGUCAUGAAAACACUAUCUUGGGUUAAAGUUUUUUCAUGUGAGUGCUUUUCAAAAGUUAAUUUUAGUAGUACUUUGGACACAUUUUAAGUUUUAUAGAGUAUAUCUAAUGUAUGGAACUUACCAGUAAUGAAUAUUAAAGAUACCCAAUAAAAUUACAUUGAAACUAUAGUCACCUUUUGAUUUUUCAGGAAAGUGAUACUGUUUGUAGACUGAGAGUUCUUAAUUAUGGACUUCCUCUAGAUAAAAAAAUUCUCUGUUCGUUUGAAUAGAAUGUUUAUGUGACAGUGGAGCCUGAGGAGAAGGACUGAGGGCAGAGUCAACUGGCUUGACUCUUUCCUUUGAAUUACUUUAAGUUCUUUAAAGAGAAAGUCUGAAGUAGUGGGACAUAUACAUUAAAGAAUAUUGGAGAAAAGGAUGCAAUUAAUUAUAGAAACUUGUAUUAAGCUUAAUGUUGCCAAAUCAUUAUUCUUAAUGAAAAGAAUGUGUGUUAUUAGAACUAUCUGGAACUUUGAUUCAUGUCAUCAAUCCAUGGCAAGAAGCAAAUGAUAUAGUAUUAAUUUUAUGAAGUAAUUUUAUGUAUUGUCAUGUUCUGUGUUUUUUUUUGUUUUGUUUUGGUUUUUUUUAGGACCGGAGUAGGCCGUAUGACACUUUUAACUUGCACUCGUUGGAGAACUCCUUAAUGGAUAUGAUAAGGACUGAUCAUGAGCCUCUGAAAGGUAAACACUACCCUCCCAGUGGCCCACCAAUGAGUUUCGCUGAUAUAAUGUGGAGGAAUCAUUUUGCAGGACGCAUGGGAAUAAAUUUCCAUCAUCCAGGAACAGAUAAUAUUAUGGCACUUAACAAUACCCAUGGUUUUCUUCUGUGUUUACAUGCAGCCAGGAGCUAUGGGCGGAGACGAGGUCGGUCUUCUCUCUUUCCCUUUGAAGAUGCCUUCCUGGACGACAGUCACGGCGAUCAAUCCUUGUCAUCUGGCUUAAGUUCUCCCACUCGUUGUCAAAACGGAGAACGAGUAGAACGUUACUCUAGGAAGGUGUUUGUUGGAGGCCUUCCUCCUGAUAUUGAUGAAGAUGAGAUCACUGCCAGCUUUCGCAGGUUUGGACCUCUCGUUGUAGACUGGCCUCACAAAGCUGAAAGCAAGUCCUAUUUUCCUCCUAAAGGUAAUGCACUUAAAAUGUCUCCACUGCCUGCCUGUUGGAGAGCUAGCAUGACAGUUCAAUAAAAGACAGCCUUUUAAUUCUUGAAAUAGCAGUUCGCUUUUUUCCCCCAAGAAAAUAUUUUAAUGUUGAUCAUCUUUUUGUGUCUUACUAUUUUCAUUUGGAGACUAUUCCCCCAGGAGCACACUGAUUAUUUCAGGACAUCUAUUGUACUGACAGUGAGAUCCUGUGAGUCUGUUGUAAAUGAGCCUUGUGCUAAAUUUUCAUUAUUUGAGAGAAAAAAAUCUAGGGGUUUGAGGAAUGUCAGUGAUGGGAGAGGAAAAGAUCAUUUAGAGUCAAAUUUUAUUUGUGUCCCGUAGUCCUGUGGUUUUAUAGAUCUUAUAAACCCCAAACUUGGAAAACCUGGUGGCUAAAAAGUGACAUUGUAUGAAAUUACCUUUAUUCAUGUCUGUAUUUUAAGUGACUUAGCUUGUUGAGGGGUGGAGGCAAACUAGCAAAGAACUCCUCACGUGACCUCGUCCCUUAUGUUUGGGGUGUAGGCUUUUUGGUCAUUACAAAGACAUGAAAAUAUAUUAUUUUGUUCAUAGUUUGUCAUUUCUGCAGAAUUCAGGGAACUUUUCUAGUGAUGUUAACUCUGGGUGAGUUCCUAGAAUUAUAUAGAAGAGUGUUUUGGGUUAAAAAGGAAGUUUUCUUCAUGUGUUGUGUUCUGUAGAUAUGUUUCAAGGAUGUCUUUCAUCUCUAAAGAAUUGUUUUUUGGAUAUGUAUUAUUACAUAACAUUAGUCACCACAAGACGAUGGAGUCAAAAUACUGACCCUUCCUGUGCUUUUUUACAGGAAUGAAAAUAUAGCUUAUCUUGGGAAAGGCAGGUGGCUUCCUUUUAUGUCUGGUUUAUUAGGUUUCUUUGCCACCUAUAUUUCUCCCCACUCCCUCUACAACCUAUGAAAAGAAGUUACUCACUAAGUAGAGGCUGUUUGUUUACUUUUAACAUUUCCUUUUUAAUUUUCUCCAAGAAUUUUUAAAGUUAAAAAAUAAGUUUUGUAUUAAUCAGAAAAGAUAAAAAUCACCAUGUUGAUUAUUUCCACUGAAGGAACGUGUUCACCACUUCAUAGUACAUGUGUGACACUCUGUAAAGACACAUAUUUAAAACGUGUUUCUAAGAGUGCUAAUAAUUCCUUGAGUCAGAGUAGGGUUAUUUCAGUGAGCGAGUGAGUUCACCACCCUGUGCUGUAGGUAAUAUGCUCUGGAAAGUCACAUGUAUAAAAAGAUAUUCCUAAGAGUACGAGUUGCACAUAAGCAUCAAGACAUGUUAUCUCAGUGAAAGAAUGUCUUCAGUAUACUGUGGUGCAUGUAGCACACUCUGCAAAAUUACAUGUAUAAAAGAUAUUUCUAAGGGUGCUGGUUAAAAAAAAUCAUACUGGGAAGGUUAUAAAAACAACUCUGGGAUAAAAGGUGUCAGGUGAUCAUCAUAAAAAAAUGAAGAUAAACAUAUAUAGUUAUGUCCAAAGAAAAUUAUCCCAAACCUACCUCUAUCAGACAUAACCACUGUAAACAUUUUAUUAAGUUUCCUUCUGAUGUCUCUUUAUGAAUAUGAACAUUUAUAUGAAAUUUUGCAUUUUACAUAAGUGGGAUCACACUGUACAUGCUGUUCAGUAACCUGCAUUUCCCCCUCCGCAAUGUAAACAUCUUUCUGUAACAGACCUACAUAAUUUUAAUGACCUUAUUUUAUUUAAUCUGUCCUUUUGAUGGACACUUAAGUUGCUUCCAGCUUUUUCCUCUUAUGGAUCAUGCUUCAGUGAAUAUCCUUGUGCCUUCAUCUUUUUGCCCUUUAUCAUUACCUCUUAGGGUGAAUUUCCAGAAGUGAGGUACAUAUUUAUACAGAUAGCAAAGCUGCCCUUAAGAAAGGUCAUAUACAUUUAUGUUCCCACCAAUAGUAUCUGAUUUGUAGAACAGUUUUAUUAAGUCUGAGGAAAUGACUGUUUUUCAAUCUUUGCCAAUCUGAUGGUUAAAAUAACAUCCUCUCCCCCCCCCUUUUUUUGGCAUUCUUUUCUCUUUACUGGCCUUUGAAUGUAUUUUACUUUCUUAGAUUGACUUCUCAUUUUUCUCUGGACUUCAUAUUGGAGUAAGGCACAAGAAGAGAUCCAGUUCUCUUUUUCCAAGUAGCAUGCCAGUCAUCUCAGUAGUCAUUUAUUGACUAAUAAAUUUUUUCUCAUCAAUUUGAAUCAUUAGAAAUAAGUGUAAGAAAAAAAAGAAAGAAGUGUUGAUUGGAAGGUUAUCACUUCUCUUUCUCAGUGGAGUGCACAAGUUUCUCUGGAACCGCCCUGUCCAGUGUGAUAGCUACUAGCCACAUGUAGCUAAUGAGCACUUGAAGCGUAACUAAUUUGAAUUGAGAUAUGCUUUAAGUGUAAAAUAGACACUGGAGUUUGAACUUAGUUUUUAGAAAAAAGUAAAAUAUCAGUAAUUUUGUUUUCAUGUUAGAAUGAUA
Ailuropoda melanoleuca (giant panda) is the source of this 5130-nucleotide messenger RNA. RefSeq names its product cytoplasmic polyadenylation element-binding protein 3. NCBI's taxonomy places the organism in Eukaryota, Metazoa, Chordata, Mammalia, Carnivora, Ursidae. Bases 2173 to 2712 code for a protein of 179 amino acids. Gene Ontology annotation, biological process: negative regulation of cytoplasmic translation. Gene Ontology annotation, molecular function: ribosome binding; translation factor activity, RNA binding; mRNA regulatory element binding translation repressor activity. The record is from RefSeq and is a predicted model, not a curated record. The transcript has 5 exons. Gene Ontology annotation, cellular component: neuron projection; cytoplasm; nucleus.